UUAGACAGUCGAAAUACAGCGGCAAUACAGCCUGUACUUCAUGCAUUCAGUAUACAGCGAGUCAGCUCAAAGUCAUGGCGUCAGAAGACCGUACAGUUACAGACAUCAAAAGCAAUUUCGCUUUGGACAUUGUUCAAAGUCUGGGACUAUACUUAGUAAAAGAACAUCCUUUCGAUAUUAACGUUAUUGUUGGCGACUCGAAAUUCGAAUGCCAUAGACUUGUUCUUUCAGCUCACUCUGGCUACUUCAGAACAGAAUUUAACACAAGGCCAGAAGAAAAUAAAUACAUACAUCAAUUGGAUCUAGAAAACAUCUCUAGCGAGGCAUUCAGAUUAAUUCACCAGACCAUGUACAUUGGAUGUUACAUCCUGACUGACGACAACGUCAUCGACUUGAUGAAAGCUGCUAACUAUUUACAAAUUCCUUUUCUGGAAAAAGAAUGUGUUAGAUAUCUGAAGACUUUAUUGUCCUUGGAAAAUUGCAUGGAUCUUUAUUUAAGUGGAACAAAAAGUAACUCAGAAAGAGUAAAGAACUUUGUCUGGCCUUUUAUUCUUGAGAAUUUCAAUUCUCUUUACAGUACAGACAAGUUUGGAGAGCUUUCAAAAGAUGAUAUUUUGAAGUUAGUUCAAAGUCAAGACCUGGUGACGACGUCAGAAGACUGUGUGGUUGACGCCAUUUUGGUUUGGGCAGAGAAUCAAACAUGGGAGAAGGAGGAUAAAAAUGUCAGUCCAAAUGAAAAGAUCGAAGAAAGAAUUAAUGCUAAGAAAGACAAUGCCGAGCCAGCAAACAAAAUGAGAAAAUUAGAGUCAGACUUAAAGAUGGCAGUUAAUGACAAAAGUGAUACCAGAGAAGAAACUCUGUUAGCAAUGUUUAAGCAUGUCAAGUUGUUUCUUGUCAGUGAAAAAUGCUUAGAAAAACUAAAUGAACAUCCACUCGUACAGGGAAACUGUAAACUCAAGGAUUUAAUCAUAAAAGCUUUGUCAUACCACGCCUUUAUAGGAAAAAGAGAUGUGUAUUGGCCAGCCAAUGCUACGCAUAGAAAAAUCAGUAAAUUCGUGCACUCAGUCUUGCUUACGUCAAGAAAUGGGCAAGAUUUUGAAAUUGAAUCACACCUAAUUGCUCUAAAAAGAUGGUGUUCUGUAUUUCCAAAAAGUUUUAGCAAAGCGACGACCCUCAAGCUGGCUACCAUCGACACAUCUUUAUUCGCAUUUACUACAAAACGUAUUUUACAAAGUGAAAGUGGUAACACCACCAAUAAACGCGUGCUAGAAAUUUCACAAAUUUUAAAUGAAAAGUGGUCAAAUAUAGCGAAACUGUCUUUACCAUUGGAAGAAAACUAUUCUAUUGUGACAGUUGAAAGAUCUUUUUACAUUCUUUCUCCUCUUGAGAAAAACUUGUGGAAACUGGAUUCUUCCACAAGAAAAUUGGAGACACUGAAAGAUUUACCUAGUAAUCAACCCAUUAGUUAUGCCAUGCGCUACGCUGAAGUUAUUCUUGUCUUUUAUUCUGAAGAAGUACCAGGCACAAAGAAGAUUCAGACAAGUAUACAUUGUUAUGAUGUACAAAAUAAAAACUGGUCACCAAUUAUUAGUAAAUUGUUUUGUACAGCUAGUGGAAUGACAAGUUUCAAAGAUGAGACCAACACCUACAUCUUGCAGUGUAGUGGGUAUUUAUGGAAAAUUGUUCCGUCAACUUCUGGUAGUAUAGAUUUUCAACUUCUAAAAAGGCUUUGGCUCAUAGACUGGCCUCUUCAUGGUGUGGUCAUUUUCAUGAAUAAACUAUAUAUCUACGGAGUGAGAUCCACUAAACAUGAAAAUGACUAUAGAAUGAAGAGUUUUCAAGGCUUCCUAAAAAUAAAGUACGUUUACUACAAGUACUAUAUACAAAGCUCCACAUUUGUACCAUGUAUUUUAAAUCGCUACCUCCUCUUGGACUAAAAAUUUAUUGGCCGAAACUGUAAUUUUCUGUAUAUGUGUUUUGCAUUUUGCUGAUUUCUUUUCAAUAUGGUCGAUAUUGCUCGGACGCGUUUCCUUUCUUUGAUUUAAAACUAGAGCUAGUAAAUUAAGCAGGAAGAACUUUUUCCUUUGAUAUCUUUUGCAUUUUUCUAUUCUCUUUUUAAAUUAAAAUGACAUUAUUAGGCUGUGAUCUUAAGUGCACCUGAUAGAGAAAAAAAAAUUCUGCACAAAAGUACGGGUAGUUGGGACAUAACCCGAUAGAGGCUAUAGAAAGGAAAGACCUGAAACAAGCGUGUGAAACUACACAUUUACAGCACUUUAUUUACGAGUCUUUUACCCAAGACCUGUGUAUUUUUAUAGGACUAGCUAUUUUAAGUACCUGACAUUUUCGAAUAUACAAUUUCACACACAAAAAUAAUCGCAGAAAUAAACAUUGAAAUGAUUUUUAAAAAUU
Molecule: messenger RNA, 2409 nt
Organism: Biomphalaria glabrata
Lineage: Eukaryota; Metazoa; Mollusca; Gastropoda; Planorbidae
Exons: 2
Coding region: 75-1937 (620 amino acids)
Molecular function (GO): protein binding
Source: RefSeq, a predicted model, not a curated record